AUGGCAUCGCUUGAAAUUUCGCCAUCAGAGGGCUCUGUUAGUCUUGCACCUGGCGCAGAACGUCAUCAAAAUGUUCAUUAUCAGACAAUCUUUAAUAAUAAUAUUGGCGGCGCUGGUCCAAGUGGUGUUUGCAUUACUGGUGGACCUAUAAAUCCUAUAGGGUUGACAUUGGACUAUUCGAGGGAUUUUCCCGAACUUCCAGAUGCUCCAUCAUCGCUGUCAGUAAAGGAUCACACUGGCGCAUGGAAUAAGCCACCUGCAGUAAAAUCCCAAAUGGUCACACAAGCAUUUUAUUUGCUUGCUGAUGAGCGCGCUUCGAAAAAUUCUGGUAAAAGUUUUGGAACUGGUAAUGAAGAGCAGCAGAAAUGCAAUGAAAUAGCAAAAACAACUAAUACGACUAUCGAAUUGUGUGAAUCGAGGGAUCAUACACUGGCAGUGCUAAUCACGGGCAAAAGAGCAAAAGUUGAAGAAGCGCGUUCGCGUAUUAUUCGCGAAUUGCAAACUCAGGCAACUCGAGAAAUUUCAAUUCCUAAGGAACAUCAUAGAGUUCUCAUAGGAAAGGAAGGCUCGAAAUUACGUCAAUUGGAACAAGAAACUGACUGUCGUAUAAUGGUACCAGCACGCGAUUUACCCAGUGAAAUAAUUAAAAUUGUUGGCCCACGAGAAGGUAUCGAAAAAGCCAUUCAUGAAAUACAACUUGUUAGUGAUAAACAGUCAAAGCUUGCUCAAGAGCAUUUGAUGAUACCAAGAAUUUUUUAUCCAUGGAUUCGAGGUCCCAAUAAUGAAAUAUAUGAUGCAUUAGUGGCCCAGACUGGUGUGAAAAUUAAUAUUCCUCCUCCUUCUGCCAUGAAUGAAGUGAUCACAAUAACUGGUGAAAAGGAAGGCGUACAGAAUGCUGCUGAAGCUAUUCGUAAAAUAUUUGAAGAAAAACGAGCGAUAGCAAAAUCAGUUACGUGUCAGGUUGCACGUGCUCAGCACCGUUUUAUAAUUGGCCCUCAGCGUAAAGGCCUUGCGGAAAUUCUAAAGGAAACAGAUAUAAGUGUAGAAGUUCCACCAGAAGAUCAAGAUUCCGACACGAUUACACUCCGUGGAAAUCCUUGUAAACUGGGAGAAGCAUUAGCCAUGGUUUAUGCUAAAGCGAGUAGUAUUAUAACAGCUGAAAUAAUUUGCGAACAGUGGAUGCAUAAAUUUUUGAUCGGACCAAAGGGAACCAUUUUGCAAACAUUAGUGCCAAAUAAACAGAAAAUUCAAAUUGAUUUCGAACAAGGUGGACUUAUCUAUCUAGAAGGACCGCCUGACGAAGUUCGACUUGCGCAAGAGGCGUUAAACAGUGAAAUCAAGCGCUUAAAGAAAGAAAUGGCAUCCGAAAUGAUGAAAGUUCAUCCAUCGCUUCAUCGGCAUGUUAUUGGUAGAGGCGGAGCAUUAAUUUCGAAGAUCAAGGAUGAAACUGGUGUGCAAAUAUCGAUUCCUAAUGAACAGACAAAUUCGGAUGAAAUAAAAAUAGAAGGGACCAAGGAAGGAGUUAAACGAGCAAUAGAUGAAAUCACUGAAAUAGUUAAACGAAUUGAAAAUGAAAAAUCGCGCGAUAUAAUUAUUGAGCAACGUUUUCAUAAACAGAUCAUUGGGACCAAGGGAGAGGCUAUCCAAAAACUUCGUGAACAAUUCCCAUCUGUUUUGUUUACGUUUCCAGAUAUUGGCAAAAAAUCGGAUAUUAUCAACUUACGUGGUGAUAAAAAUGAAGUCGACAAAGCGUACAAGCAACUUAUGGCUAUAAAUAAAGAACUUUUGGAAAGUAAUUUCCAAAUGGCUGUUCCAAUUUUCAAAGAAUUCCAUAAACAUAUAAUCGGAAAGGAUGGUGCGAAUAUCAAAAAAAUUCGUGAAGAGACUGAAACUCGUAUAGAUUUGCCUAGUGGUGAAACGGGGGAGGAUAAAAUCGUUAUAACAGGAAAAAAGGCCAAUGUUGAGAAGGCUGCUGAUCAACUUACAAAAAUACAAAAUGAGUUGGCAAAUAUAGUCGUAAAAGAAAUAAUGAUACCUCAGAAAAUUCACUCCAGACUACUUGGUGGUGGUCGCCGACUUAUAAUGGAUAUUCAAGACGAAUGUGGUGGUGUACAUAUAAAAUUUCCGUCGGAAAAAAUUGUCUCAGAUAAAGUUACCAUUCGUGGUCCUAAAGAAGAUGUGACAAAAGCAGAAAAAGCUCUUCUUGCUUUAGCAAAAGAUCGAGAACUUUCAAGUUUCGAAGAUUCAACCACUGCCAAACCAGAAUUUCACCGUUUCCUCAUUGGCAGAGGUGGAGCUAGAAUCAAGAAGAUGCGUGAAAAUUAUCCUGAUGUUCGCAUUCUUUUUCCACGUGAUACUGAUACUGAUAAGCAAACAAUUCAUAUUGUGGGCAAAAAAGAAGAAGUGGUUAUUGUUAAGAAGCAACUUGAAGCUAUGGUUAAUGAACUGAAUGAGACAGUUGAAUUAAUGGUGAAUGUUGACCCGAAACACCACCGUCAUUUUAUGGUUCGUGGUGCCGCUGUUCUUCGUGAAAUUCAGGAGCAAAAUGGAGGUGUUAUUAUAUCAGUUCCACGAAUGGGGACUGGUGAUAGUCGAGUGAUAAUAAAAGGAAGCAAACAGUGUGCUGAAUGCGCGAAAGCACGAAUUGAAGAAAUUGUAGAAGAUCUGGAAAUGCAGGUAAGCAUUCAAGUAAAUAUUCCUAGUGUACAUCAUCGCACACUUCUAUCAAAUCGUGGGCAGAAAAUAAUGGAUUUGGGUUCAAAAUAUAAUGUUCAAAUCAAAUUCCCAGACCGAAGGAUUCGUGAUGAUCUUAUUCGUGCUUCACAAAAAGAUAAUGAGGAUAUAUCCCAGUUGGAUAUUAUUACAAUAAGUGGUCGUGACUUGAACUGUGAUAAUGCGGCAAAAGAAUUAUUAGCUCUUGUACCCAUUACGAAAAAUGUUAAUGUUGCAUUCGAACAUCAUCGAUUUCUUAUUGGGAAAGGUGGCGAGGCCAUACGUUCAAUGAUGCAAACACAUGAUGUUAAUAUAUCUAUUCCGCAAGAAUCUGCCAAUUCUAAUGAGAUCGCCGUUACUGGUCCAUCUGCAAAUGUCGAGGAAGCAAUUGCUCACAUUCUAAAACGAGUUGUAGAGUUUGAGGAAGCAGCUGAAGAUCGCCGUCUUCGUUCCUAUAAAUUGGAAGUGGAUGUUCCGUCAGAAUACCAUAUUCGGUUGAUCGGCCCACGUGGAAAGAUCGUUAACGAACUUCGUACUAAGCAUGAUGUACAAAUAUCGUUUCCUCGUAGCGAUGAGCCUUCUAAUACAAUUACUAUUACAGGAUAUCAGGCAAAUUGUGAAGCUUGCAAGAGUGAAAUUGAACAGAUGAUUGGAGAAGUGCAAUCCCUUUUCACGCAGGAGAUUAGUCUUGAUGCUAGCUUUCACCCUCGUUUAAUUGGAAUGAAAGGAAGAAAUUUGAAAAAAGUGAUGGAUGAGUACCAAGUUGAAAUUCGAUUUCCUCGUAGUACAGAUCCAGAUCCUAACCUCGUAGUAGUUGCUGGAAAGGAUGAAGACUCGGUGUAUGACUGCAUUGACCAUUUGCGUGCCGAAGAAGAAAAUUAUUUAACAGAACGCCAGGAACGAAUACAGUAUAUGGCACCGCGUGUAGAACCACAGCCUAUUUAUAAUCCGAUAGAACUAGAGAUAAAAGGAGCUCCAUGGCAGUUGGAUAUGUCAGAGGAUCAGUUCCCUUCUAUGGGUUCAACCCAACAGAAAACAUCAAAUCUUUCGGGUGCAUGGGGUGGUAUUAGACGGUUUUAA
Molecule: messenger RNA, 3792 nt
Organism: Dracunculus medinensis (Guinea worm)
Lineage: Eukaryota; Metazoa; Nematoda; Chromadorea; Rhabditida; Dracunculidae
Source: the annotation of a GenBank genome assembly